AUGUCAUAUUCCAACGCAACCGAUUUCACCAACCCCUCCACCUUCAUCCUGCUGGGCAUUCCUGGCCUGGAGACGGCCCAUGUCUGGGCCCAUGUAUGGAUCUCCAUUCCCUUCUGUGCCAUCUAUGCCAUAGUCAUCUUGGGGAACCUCACCAUCCUGUUCAUAGUAAAGACAGAGCCGAGCCUUCAUGAGCCCAUGUACUAUUUCCUCUGCAUACUGGCCAUCACCGACUUGCUUCUGACCACAUCCACCCUGCCCAAGAUGCUGAGCAUCUUCUGGUUCAAUUCCAGGGAGAUCAGUUUCAGUGCCUGUCUUGCCCAGCUGUACUUCGUUCAGUGCUUCUCAGUGAUCGAGUCUGGGAUAUUGGCAGCGAUGGCGUUGGAUCGCUACGUGGCCAUCUGCCAUCCCCUGCGACAUUCCACCAUCCUGACAAACCCUGUGGUGGCCAAGAUUAGCCUGGCUGUGGUGCUGCGCAGUAGUGUAGUUGUGUUGCCCUACCCCUUGCUGGUGAGGCAAUGGUCAUAUUGCAGAACCAACAUCAUCUCUCAUUCCUUUUGCGCCCACAUGGCUGUGGUGAAGCUGGCCUGUGGCGACACCCGCGUCAGUAGCUACUACGGGCUCUUUGUGCUGUUUUGCAUGUUGGGUCUGGAUUUGGUAUUUAUUGCCAUUUCCUACAUGCAGAUCCUCAGGGCCAUCUUCAGCCUCCCCACCAAGGAAGCCCGAUUCAAGACUUUUUGGACUUGUGGUUCACAUCUCUGUGCCAUUGUAAUUUUUUACAUUCCAACUGUUUUCUCUGCCCUCAUGUACCGUUUUGGACAGAACUUUCCCCUGCAUGUCCAUGUUCUCAUUGGCAGCAUGUACCUCCUGCUGUCCCCUAUGCUAAACCCCCUCAUCUACGGGGUGAAGACCAAACAGAUCUGGGGCAGGCUGCUCUGGCUCAUUUCUCAGAAACAGUUUAAAGUUUUCUCCUAG
This is a messenger RNA of Pelodiscus sinensis (Chinese soft-shelled turtle), 972 nucleotides long. RefSeq names its product olfactory receptor 52K2-like. Gene Ontology annotation, cellular component: plasma membrane. Gene Ontology annotation, biological process: G protein-coupled receptor signaling pathway. Gene Ontology annotation, molecular function: G protein-coupled receptor activity; olfactory receptor activity. NCBI's taxonomy places the organism in Eukaryota, Metazoa, Chordata, Testudines, Trionychidae. The record is from RefSeq and is a predicted model, not a curated record.